This is a messenger RNA of Mobula hypostoma (lesser devil ray), 576 nucleotides long. RefSeq names its product ribosomal protein S16 (gene rps16). Gene Ontology annotation, cellular component: cytosolic small ribosomal subunit; ribosome. Gene Ontology annotation, molecular function: structural constituent of ribosome; RNA binding. Bases 93 to 533 code for a protein of 146 amino acids. Gene Ontology annotation, biological process: maturation of SSU-rRNA from tricistronic rRNA transcript (SSU-rRNA, 5.8S rRNA, LSU-rRNA); translation. NCBI's taxonomy places the organism in Eukaryota, Metazoa, Chordata, Chondrichthyes, Myliobatiformes, Myliobatidae. The transcript is spliced from 6 exons. The record is from RefSeq and is a predicted model, not a curated record.
GCAAAGUCGGGUGGCUGCCGUAAAACAGCUCUUGAUUUGGUGGGUCGGAAACCCCGUACGGUCUUUCUCGCUGCUGCCGCUCUGUCAGGAACAUGCCUGCGAAAGGACCUUUGCAAUCUGUUCAGGUUUUUGGGCGAAAGAAAACAGCAACCGCUGUUGCCCAUUGCAAAAGGGGAAAUGGCCUCAUCAAAGUGAAUGGCAGGCCUCUGGAACAGAUUGAGCCAAAGACCUUACAGUACAAGCUGUUGGAACCAGUUCUGCUGUUGGGCAAAGAAAGAUUUGCUGGUGUCGACAUCAGAGUUCGUGUGAAGGGUGGUGGUCACGUAGCUCAAAUCUAUGCUAUCCGUCAAUCCAUUUCCAAAGCAUUGGUGGCUUACUACCAGAAAUAUGUAGAUGAAGCAUCCAAGAAGGAGAUCAAGGACAUCCUCAUACAGUACGACAGGACUCUGCUGGUCGCUGAUCCUCGUCGUUGUGAGGCCAAGAAAUUCGGUGGACCUGGUGCCCGUGCACGUUACCAGAAAUCUUACCGUUAAAAUGUUUUAUUUUGAUUUGUGGCAAAUAAAUAUCUAACUGUCA